AUGACCUUGUCACCGACAUUCCAGGCCCCUUGUGGGCUAUCUCGAUCUCUAUAUAUGAUUAUUACCUUAUUCUUCUUUUCCUUUUUGGUUUUGGCCACUUCGCUUGCAACCGAACCUCAGAAACACCUCGGGGAAUCCCUGCCUGCCGCGCAGGGGUCAGUCCAAUCGCAGUACGAUGCUUUGGAAGAGGUCAAACUUGGAAAUGGCAUUGCGACAGAUAAGGGCUCCAAGAGCUGGCAAACUCCCACCCAGACACUGCGGGAUCUUUUUGACGCAUUGAAUGUUAUGCAAGAUAGCUAUUUUUGUCUGUGGAUGGGCACAUGGCCAACCAGUAUCGAUUGGACUGCAGCUGUCCUGGCAACGCACGUUGGCGCAACAUUGUCGUCGUUUACUUCGACUUGCGCACUUGACAUCGCCAAUGCCAAACAACCUCAUGAAUUAUCUUUCGCCGCACUCGAGAAUACUGUCAAUUAUUUCUUCGGCCACCUCAACACCUUCUAUUUUGGCGAGAAUGCUUUCAGCCUACGGAACCAAGCCUACGACGACAUGCUCUGGGUAGUGCUAGACUGGUUAGAAAACAUCAAAUUCCAGAACCUACACUCUGACCUCCACUAUUCCAGCUCGAAUAAAUCGUCCGGGUCGGCAUGGCACGGCACGCAGUUUAGUGAAUCGGCCGCCCAUCGAGCACGGAUCUUCUACGAAUUAGCUUCUGUGGGAUGGGACAAAACCCUAUGUGGUGGCGGUAUGGUCUGGAACCCGUCGCUAGAGCCAUACAAAAACGCCAUAACGAACGAGCUUUUUAUAUCUGCAAGCAUUGCGAUGUACCUUUACUUCCCUGGCGACCCCAUCGAUGUCCCAUUUAUGGCCACCGCCCAAUCCCCGCUCCCCCAUGAUCCCAAACACUUAAUCGCUGCAGUCAAUGGGUAUUCAUGGCUGAAAAACUCUCAUAUGACUGGAUUAUACGGGCUCUAUGCAGAUGGCUUCCAUAUCCGUGGCUGGCGUAGCGAGUCGGAUCCAGGUACUCGGAAAUGCGACCAAUUGAAUAAGAUGGUCUAUACGUAUAACCAAGGUGUCAUUCUCAGCGGGCUGAGAGGCCUUUGGCUAGCUACUAGCUCACAAGAGUAUAUGCUUGAUGGCCACGAAUUAAUUCAUAGAGUCCUUCGUGCUACCGGCUGGCCGAAGACUUGGUCAAACACAUGGGCUGGGCUCGGGCGUGGAGGUAUACUUGAAGAUUACUGUGAUUCGCACGCUAGUUGUUCGCAGGAUGGGCAGACUUUUAAGGGUAUAUUCUUUCAUCACCUUACAGAAUUUUGUCGCCCGCUUCGGGUACAGGAAGAAAGAUUCCUAGCUAGUCAGACCAAGAGACCUCUCGCGGGCGAAGAGUGGGAAGAAGUGUACGGCAACCAUCUGAAGCGCUGCCGUGCUUACGGGUCUUGGAUUGAGCAUAACGCCCGAGCUGCGCUUAUAACUCGUGAUGAUGACGGGAAGUUCGGUAUGUGGUGGGGUCUGCCUUUCUUAUCAGUCCUAGAAGCAAAUGAGAUCGUGAAUAGCAGCACUAUCCCCGAGGGGGCAGAAGACUACCGCAAUGGCGAUCUGGGUACUAGCCCCGCCUCUUUGACAGCAGGCGUCCCUCGAGACUUCAAUGACCGGGGCCGGGGCCGAACGGUUGAGACGCAGUCUGGUGGCGUCGCAGUGCUGCGGGCUUUGUUCCAAUGGCAGACAAGCGAUGCUCUUUCAUGA
Molecule: messenger RNA, 1740 nt
Organism: Penicillium angulare
Lineage: Eukaryota; Fungi; Ascomycota; Eurotiomycetes; Eurotiales; Aspergillaceae
Product: putative glycosyl hydrolase
Exons: 1
Coding region: 1-1740 (579 amino acids)
Biological process (GO): carbohydrate metabolic process
Source: RefSeq, a predicted model, not a curated record